Messenger RNA from Fulvia fulva, 1005 nucleotides. RefSeq lists its product as uncharacterized. The coding region runs from base 1 to 1005 and encodes 334 amino acids. The record is from RefSeq and is a predicted model, not a curated record. Gene Ontology annotation, biological process: positive regulation of DNA-templated transcription. Gene Ontology annotation, cellular component: Set1C/COMPASS complex. Lineage: Eukaryota; Fungi; Ascomycota; Dothideomycetes; Mycosphaerellales; Mycosphaerellaceae. The transcript has a single exon.
AUGGAGACGGUCACGUUCUUCCAGCAGCGCUUGUCAGCACGAAUGUCCUCCGCCACCACAAUGGAAGAGCCACCAGAAGAAUAUGCGCCACCGAGACGACUGCGCUCAUGCAAGCGCCGCGCAUUGGUAGAGCGACAGGUGCCGGGAGCAAAUCACUACAAUAACGGAUCACAGCAGCCACCGCAAAAGCGGAUUCGCCGCAUUCAAGCAUACUCAGAUCUCGAGUGUUCUGACCGGCCAAGAGACAGCCCGACUAUUCCAAUUUCAGUCGACCAUCAGUACUGGCUCGAAGACGCCAUCAUCAAGGCGAGGAAGAUCAUUCACGAUAAGGAGAAUGCGGAGACAGUCUUACAACGAGUGGCAGGCGCGCCGUCAGUGGAAUCCCUCAGCACACCAGUUCCCCUCAGGCAACACGGACCAACAGAUCAACCGCGGCUAUCUCUCAGCCACAAGAAUAAGACAGAGGACCUGCGCACAAAGUAUAGCUCCCCAGCAUCUUCAGAUAGUGGCGAGAGACGUACAUCUCUUGACUCGCUUCACCGCAAAGGCAAGUCCCAGGAUUUACGCUCCAGGUACAGCUCCCCAGGAUCAGCAAGCGAACAGAGCACAGCUUCCGAGUCGCUCCAUCGCAAGGCCAAGAGCGUGGACCUCCGCUCGCAGUACAGCUCCCCAACAUCUAUCGAUGAAGACCGCACGACCCCGGACUCGCUUCCCUCACUCGAAGAGUGCCAGCUCCCAAGCUCGGAGGGUACUGCCGACUCGCCCAAAUCUCCAUCUUCACUUCAGUCACAGCAAGGCUUCCUGUACUGCAUCUGCCAGCAAACAUUCGACCAUUCGCUUGGAGAGAUGGCGGCGUGCGAUAUCUGCGAUGGAUGGUUCCAUUUGAGCUGCGUCGGGCAGGAUCAGCAUGACGCUGCGUACUUUGAGGACAAGGAGUUCUACUGUCCGAGGUGUGAGGCGUUUGCGUACCAGGAGAUCGUGUCGGUGGAGGAUGGAGCGGCGUAA